AUUACCAAGGUUAAAAAUGAAGAUUUUAAAAAAAAUUCCUAAAAUCUUCUAUAAAAUUAGAAAGCUUUUAGCGAAUAACCAAUAUGAAGACAUAAAUAAGCUAUUUUCUUAAGAUAAAUAUGCAAAUUUAUUUCAAAAUGUUUAUUAGCUUGAUGGUAAAUAAGUAUAAUUGCUAGUUGAUGAAAUUAUGAUCAAUAUUUUAGAUAGCUCUAAUCAACAAUUAAAACUUAUUUUUAAAGGAAAAAGCUCUGAUGAUGACUCGACUAUUUUAAAUUAAUUUUAAAAAAUUUUAAGAGACUAGCUCAUAUAAAUAUAUUUUAUAUCAGUUUUUUUCUAUUAAUUCGAUGAAUUAAUUUUCAAAGGUUUACAUUAGGUAAGCUUAUAGCAAUAUUGUCUUUAAAAAGUUCUUGAUAGCUCAAAUGGGAAAUUUUCAAUGAAGAUAGUUGAUUAAAUUGUCAAAGAUCUCAAUAAGAGAAAAUAGUUAGAGGAAUAAAAUGAGAGAUUUAGCUAAGAUUUAUUAUAAAUUAUCAAUUUUUUUUCAUGUAGAACAUUUUUGAAUUAGCUUUAUUUGGAUAGGCAAUCAUAUGAUUUUUAGAUAAGCGUUUUAUUCAAUUGUGACUUCACUGAAGAAGAGGCAGAAAAGCUAAUUAGGUAUUAAGAAAAAAAGAGGAUAGAGGAAGAAAAAUUCAAGUAAUUGAUGGAGGACGAUUCUAGUAGCGAUGAAAAUAAAUAAGUGUCUAGUAGCUAAAAAUCAUUAGAUUAAUAGGAAAUAGAAUAAGAGUAAGAAGAAGGCGAUUAAAGCCUAGAAAUAGAAUUAGAAAAUAAAAAAAGCAAGAAGAAAAAAAGAGUGAUUGAAUCUAAAAGUAAAAAGGAAAAAAAGAAAAAAGAGAAAGUUGAAUUUGAAUCUAUUUUCAGCUUAAUUGAGGAAAAAUAUAUUUAGAAAUUGAAAUCAGAUUCUGAAGAAUUUAUCGAUCGUAUCAAAGAUGAAAAAUUGGAAGAUUAAAUAACCUAGAUAGAGGAGUAUAUUUUUAGAGAGUAAUAGUUUAUUUCGUAUUACAUGAACCGUAUUUCUAUCAAAGUGUCUGAUUUAUUACAAAAAAUGUGUAUCUAUCAGAAUUAUCCAAAACUAAUUAAUCAUUAAAAGUAUGGCUUGACUUAUUGUUUUAAUAAUUAAAAUUAUAAAGAAUUGAAGUUGAUUUACAAUUUCGUUUAAAAUGAUAACGAAUCGAUCAAGACUUUGUCCCAAAAAUUUAAUUCGAUUGUAGAAAGCGUAAUUUAAAAAGUAGAAAAAGAACAAGAAAUCAUGUUUGAAGAUUAUAAGAAAGAGCAAUAAAAUUAGGCAGAAAACUAUAUGCAAAAUUCAGAAUCAAAGGAUGAAAAUUUGGAAAAAGAUAUUCAAUAUAUUUAGAAUUGCUAAUAAAAAUGGAUUAAAUAGAUUUAUGAAAUUUAUUUAAUUUAUUAUUAAAAUGGGUUAGUUUAAGCAUUUGAUAACAAUCCUACUUUGAAUACUGCUUUAAGUAGAGCUUUUGAGUCAUAAUUUAAUUCAAGCGAGCUAGCAGUUGAUUAUUUAGUAAACUCUUGCCAUUAAUAUCUGUUGAAUGAAAAAUUCAGAUAAACUAGUCUUGAACUUAAAGAAGAUGAGUUUGAAAAUUUUAUCAGCAAAAUAUUUUCUUAUAUUUUCUAAAAAGAUUAAUUCUUAGAAAUUUAUAGAAAGCUGCUUUCUCGUAGAUUAAUAUAUAAAUAAAGUUAAGGAGAAAAAUAAGAACUAAAGUAUUUGGAAUAUUUUGAAAAGUCAAUAGGACUGAUUACUCAAAUCGAUCACAUGAAAUAAAUGAUCUAAGAUUUAAAUAAAAGUGAUCUGAUUAAAUUUGACUACUAUGAGUAGAUGAAGAAAAUUAAUAAGGAUAACUAAGAUUAAAAAAGCAAAAAUUCUCUUUCUUCAAGGUCAAGAUCUAGAUCCAGAUCAAGAUCAAAAUCAAUUGAGUCUCGUAGUGAAAAAUCAAAUAAAAGGAGAAAUAACGGAAUUUAAAUAGAUAUUAGUGAUGAUAAUAGUGAAGAAGAAAUAGAAAUUAUUAGUUAAAAUAGUAGAAAUAACAAUAAUUAAAUUCGAAGAAACAAUAAUCAUUAGAUAGACUAAAUUGUAAUAGAUGAUAAUGCUGAAAUCGAACAAAGCAGAUAAGAUAACCUAAGUUAAAGUGAAGAAUUAAUAAUGAUAGAUAACUCUUAAAGAAAUCAAGAAGUCGGAUAAAUGAGAUCAAAUAGUAGAACUGAAAGAUCAGAUUCUAACUAACUUAUACAAAUUGAAGAUAGCGACUAAAAUAACAGUGAUGAAGAUUUAAUAAUUAGUGAAACCAAACCUACUAAGUAAAAGGGGAAAAGGUACUUAUUAAAAAAGAAUUAGAUUAUAAUUGAUGAAAAAGAAGAAAAUGAAGAAGAAGGAGGAAAGCAUAAUAAUAAUUCUUAAGAAAUUAAAAAUUCACUAAUAGAUGUCAUGAUCUUAACUAAUAUGAAAUGGCCACUGAAGCUUUCAAAAACAAAUGCAAACUCUUAGAUAAUUCUUCCUAAAGCUUUAUAAAGAUACUACUAAGAAUACAGUGAAAGUUUUAGAAAAGUAUUCAAAAAUUAACGUAAAUUAGAUUUGCUGCAUCAUGUCAGCUAUUCUACAUUAUAAUUUAAGAGUGAUUCGAAAUUAUAAUUUGGAGGAACUUACUUGCUUUAAGUUUCGUCUUACUCCAUGAUCAUCCUACUUUGCUUUAACAAAAAUAAUUCUAUAAGUGUUUAGGAAUUAAAGGAAAAGACAGGGAUAAAUAAAAAAAUAAUAAAAGAAAAGCUUAACAUUUUAUCCAAAUUUAACAUUUUAAAACUAAAAAUAACAGAAGACAAUAAAGAUUAACAAAGUGAAAAAAAUAAAAAAAAUUAUGAAGUUAAUACAGAUUUUUAUGCUAAAACCUAAGAUUUAGAAAUUGAUUCUAUCCCAUAAGAAUAAUUUUAUUCUUAGUAAAUUUUACAAAAUCUAAGAGCAGAUGCUUAAACCUAAAAGAGCUAAAAAGAAAUAAAUUCAAAUAUAAUAAAUCAUAGGAAAGUAAUUAUCAAUUCAUACAUUGUAUAGAUUAUGAAAGACAAAGAAACUCUUCAUAAAGAUGAGUUGAUAAAAUUAGUAUAGUAAAAGCUUAAAGAUAAUAAAUAAAUAUUUAUCAUAACGGAUAGCUUUGUAAAAGAUUAAAUUUAAUCUUGUAUUGACCAAGAUUAUUUAAAAAAUUCAUAAGAGCAAGACAUUCUUUUAUAUGUAAAAUGAUUAAAUAUCUAUCUAUUCGUUUUUAUUUGAAAGAUUAAUAUUUAAAAUUUUUUAAUUCUAAUUUGAACUCUUAAAUAAUCAAUUAUUCACCAAAAAUCUUUCAGAUAAAAGUGAUUGAAUAAAGAUAAAAAGUGUACUAUUUAAUUCAAAAAUUAAGUGGAGAGUUUAUAUAAAUAUUUCACUCA
Molecule: messenger RNA, 3480 nt
Organism: Tetrahymena thermophila SB210
Lineage: Eukaryota; Ciliophora; Oligohymenophorea; Hymenostomatida; Tetrahymenidae
Product: cullin family protein
Exons: 3
Biological process (GO): protein ubiquitination; SCF-dependent proteasomal ubiquitin-dependent protein catabolic process
Cellular component (GO): SCF ubiquitin ligase complex; Cul5-RING ubiquitin ligase complex
Molecular function (GO): ubiquitin protein ligase binding
Source: RefSeq, a predicted model, not a curated record